This is a messenger RNA of Aegilops tauschii subsp. strangulata, 2295 nucleotides long. RefSeq names its product KDEL-tailed cysteine endopeptidase CEP1-like. Gene Ontology annotation, biological process: proteolysis. Gene Ontology annotation, molecular function: cysteine-type peptidase activity. NCBI's taxonomy places the organism in Eukaryota, Viridiplantae, Streptophyta, Magnoliopsida, Poales, Poaceae. The record is from RefSeq and is a predicted model, not a curated record.
GUUGCUUCCGACUGCAUCCACCAAAAGCACUUCUCUUCGAUACCACGCGUGCUAUUUGCCAUGGACCACGGGUCCCCCUUCAAGGAGCUAGCAUGCCUCAAGAACAGGAGGAAUGCGGUAAACUGUCUUCCCCGCGACGCUAUUCUUUGUGUGUUGUUGGCUGGGACUCCAGACUUGUUUGGAUGCCACCGUUGGUCUGUAUUAGUUUGCUAUAGGUGUACCCUAGUCAUGAGAGGGAGCCGUCCUCCUGCUGGUUUUCUACUUUUUGUCACUGUUUUAUUUUGUGGAUUUCUUGUUUUGGGGGAUCAGUAGAAUCAUAUGAGCAAUGGUGAUCGAAAAUACUUAUUUUCUCUUUCCUUAUUGACCAUUCUGUCUUAGAGGUUUCCUGCGUUGUUUCUCCUAUAGUUGGUUGCGUCCAUGGGGUUUCGAGGAGGGAAUCCUCUUUCGUUACCCUGCAAAGCAAGCUGUAGUUGAACUUUUACCGGUACAAUUAAUGUCUAUUAGUAGUUAAACUAAUAAACUAGUAAAGUGAUUGAGCUAUUAUAUAUAUAUGUUGUGCGGUGCAGGGUGGGUUAAACAUGGUGACCAUGGCCGCACUAUCGUGGCCGCCAUCGCGAUGGCAACUGUUGUGCCAGUCACGAGCAUGGGCAUCACUGGUCAAGACCUAGAGUCGGAGGAGUCACUAUGGGAUCUCUAUGAGCGCUGGUGCGCGUUCAACGAGGUGGCGCGUGAGCCCGAUGAGAAGUUGAUGCGCUUUAGCAUCUUCAAACAGAAUGUGCGCUUCAUUCAUGAGAAUAACCAGGGCGACGCGCGCUCCAAGCUCGGACUCAACAUUUUCGCCGACAAGACCCAUGCCGAGCUACCCAAAGUCGAAGCUGAUUGCACCUCGGCGGGCCACCUCCCGUACCACUUCGAUUACAUGCCUCAUACCGCAAUCACCAACGAGGACCUCCCUGACCGCGUUGAUUGGCGGGACCACCACGCGGUGACAAGCGUCAAGAAUCAAGGGCAGUAUUGCGGCGCAUGUUGGGCCUUCGUAGCCGCUGGCGCUGUGGAGGGCAUAACUGCUAUCAAGACCGGCAAGCUGGAGGAUCUGUCGCCACAGAUGCUCGUCGACUGCGACAAAGCUAACCUUGGUUGCAGAUGUGGCGAGUCGUGGCGAGCCUUGGAUUUCAUAAAAAAGAACCGUAUAGCGACAGACAGGGCUUACCCGUACGACGGCAUUCAGCGUCGGUGCCACAUGAGGGCGGAUGGCCUUUCCCGCUUUGCUUCCAUAGAAGGGUUCCAUGUAGUAUACGGCAGCGAGAGGGCCUUGAUGGCGGCGGUGGCGAUCCAGCCCGUCAUAGUGGAAAUCGGGCUCGACAUAUAUUUCCACUAUUACAGCGAGGACAUGGGCAUGUACACUGGUCCGUGCAACAAAACCAUCACCCACGCCAUCUUGGUGGUCGGUUAUGGCACGGACGCAUUCCUACGAAGAUACUGGAUCUUGAAGAACUCGUGGGGAACCAAAUAGGGUCAUGGAGGGUACAUGUACAUGGCGCGCGAUGUGGGAGGCCCUCAGGGCCUAUGUGCCAUCCUAACCUUCCCGAUCGUUCCGGUGUGGAGACCUAAGGUCUCAGCCAAUCCCACCGAUAUCCCUAAGCACUCCUAGCUAGUGUAAGAAUCUCUUCUUCGGUCAGCAUCUGUCUAACUUAUUCAGAGCAGAUAACGAAGACUAGUCUAUUUUACCAUCAAAGUGCAUGUGAUGAUCUGUACUAACAAUGGAUUGUGAUCGUUAAGCGUGGCUCAGGGCUUCGAUCGAUAUUCUUCCUUCUUCACAUGCUUAAUGAACACCCUUACUAGGCUCCUUGCUCAUUGUUCUUCCUUGUUGCUUAUAGCCGGCUGACAUUUACAUUUAUCAAUUCUACUACUCCCUUCGGUCCAUAUUAAUUGUCGAUGAAAUGGAUGUAUCUAGACGUAUUUCAGUACUAGAUAUAUCAUAUAUCUAUUUGAGCGACAACUAAUAUGGAUCUGAGGGAGUAUUGUUUCUUGCAUGUGUAUUCCCGAAGGUUCAGUUUAAAGUAAGCUUCAGUAGCCCAGCUUUCAGGAUCGGGUCUGUUUCUACUUGUAUUGUGUUCUUGGCCUUGCAUUUGGAUUGGACUUGACUUUAAAAAAAUUGCACUUACGAUUCGAAUGCAACUGAUUGGAAGCUAGUAGUAGUAGCAUUCUUUCUAUUUUUGCAAUGUAGCCAUCAUAUAUCGUCAGGAUUUAGCAACAGUUCAUAGAGUCAAAGAGGUAGUCUAAACUAAUUUUUUA